AUGACGACACAGGACCGAGCAAAUAUCUUUUCCGAUGAUGACGAGGACUUGCGGCCUCGACAACAGAGUCUUGGAGGCGUUCUUAAAAGAGAGGGGAAUUGGAAAUGCUUCUUGCUCACUCUUAUGAUUGCUGGGUGUCUCGGCUCUGUGACUUGGUGCAGCACAGUCGAGAUCGACCGUGAGCUAAUCGACCUUAAUAAAUUCCCUAUAAAAAGGACAGUACGUGAGUCGCCUUGUGACGUCGGUUAUGCAUAUAUACCAAUGGCUUUCGUUCUUCUUCUCUACUUAGUGUAUUUGGUUGAAUGUUACCACAGUACUGCCAGGAUCCAAUUAGCAAGAAGAGUAGAUGUUGCUGCAGUAAGCGCUAGAGUACAUGCUAUGAGGAACGCUACACCUAGAGUAUGGUGGAAGGCGAUAUGCUACCAUUACGUACGACGCAAGAGGCAGGUUACGCGAUAUCGAAACGGAGACGCCUACACUACCACACAGGUAUAUUAUGAACGAGUGAAUACACAUAGUGCAAGCACUUCAUUCGCACACGCCUGUUGCGGUCAACGUGACGCUUCCAGGAAUUUAGUGCUAGACUCUAAAACGCCAAUUACUAAAGUCAGAUUCAGUAAAGGAUUUGCGUUUGCCAAUAUCGAAGCCGCCAGCGAAUUUGAGGAUCAAAGAUCAAGGUUUUUUGCUGAACAUGAACGUUUUGAUGACUUCAUGGAAAUGAGAGAAGGCCUAGAUCUUAUAGGAGUCAGCUCGUUCAAAGAAUAUAUGGUAGCAUAUAGAGAAGCUGAUCGAUGCCCUUGGUAUUCAUCGCAAAUAUUAUUUUGGACUUUGUCAUGUUUACUACUUUCUUGGCCUCUCCGGAUUGUUAUAGAGUGUAACACAGCUUAUGUCCAUUAUACGAUUACUAAAAUAUUUGGUACAAAUUACGAACUAGAUCCAAGUCGCCAACUUGAUUUAGACACACAUUUAUCGGACACAUUACCGCCAGUUCCUCCCUCAAAUUAUGCGUGGAAUCUUGCUGAUGAGCAAAGUGCAGUACUAUGUUCCGCACCCCGUCCACCUCGGACUCUUCCUUUAUCUCACGCGUCAACUGUAGAUAGUCUUGAAUUGUUUGCUGCAAUCCGAGGUAAUUGUGCCUUAGUGCCUUCUUACUCAGAAGCGAUGCGAAUUGAUGCCGCCCUAAAUGAAGAUCCAGCUGAAAUAACAUCAAACACUGGGGUUCUGAUUGACAUCGAAUCUGAACAAAGACAUAAUAGGCCGACUGUAAAAGCUGCAUCUUUUGAUGAACCCCCACGACGGCCAAAAGUUGUUAUAGCAAGCACACAUUCUAGUAGUAACAUUGCUGCAGGCACUAGAUAUAACGAAAAUAAACAACAAAACAGACGGUCUUGGGCUGGAGUUUUGACAACGACUAGAAGUGCACGGCAAAUCUUAGAAGAUUUUACAAGCAAUUCUUCAGCUAAUUAUCAAAUUAUGCCAGAGCGCCAAGUAGUCAGAAACGGGGAAAGCACUUUAUACUUUUCUAGAGAAUUAUCACCCACUUGCUCGCGAGAUCCUUUCGGAGGUCGAGCACAAACAACGCCUACAGAUGAGCCUCCACCUUAUGAAGAAGCGUUGAAACUUCCAGUUUUACGAAGACUCACGAGAUCAAUAACAGGUACAGAAUUAGCAGGACCCAGAAGAGCAUUUCUUAGGGACGUGAUUGCAAAUAGAAGGUCGUGUUUGGACGGUGUUGGGGUGUUGACAGGGGCUAAAAUAAUAAGACUACCUAAUUGUGAACCUGGGGAAGAAACGCCUCUAUAG
This is a messenger RNA of Parnassius mnemosyne (clouded apollo), 1803 nucleotides long. NCBI's taxonomy places the organism in Eukaryota, Metazoa, Arthropoda, Insecta, Lepidoptera, Papilionidae. The record is from the annotation of a GenBank genome assembly.